This is a messenger RNA of Oenanthe melanoleuca, 2880 nucleotides long. Its product is annotated as interleukin-8-like. Gene Ontology annotation, molecular function: CXCR chemokine receptor binding; chemokine activity. Lineage: Eukaryota; Metazoa; Chordata; Aves; Passeriformes; Muscicapidae. The transcript has 4 exons. The record is from RefSeq and is a predicted model, not a curated record. The coding region runs from base 68 to 430 and encodes 120 amino acids. Gene Ontology annotation, cellular component: extracellular region. Gene Ontology annotation, biological process: inflammatory response; neutrophil chemotaxis; antimicrobial humoral immune response mediated by antimicrobial peptide.
UUCAGGUAUAAAACCUGAUGGGAAGCAGCACCAGAGUGGGACCUCUGUCAAGAAAACGUGCACAGCAAUGGGUGGCAAAUCUCUUGCUGUCACUUUGAUUCUCUACUUGGUCUCAAUGGCAGGGUCAGAAGGUAAGGCCCUGGAGAAGACGGAUGAAAGAGGCUCCCAAUGCCAGUGCAUAAGCACUCAUUCCAAGUUCAUCCCUCCCAAGACUAUUCAGGAUGUGAGAAUAAGCCAAAGAGGACCUCACUGCAAAAAUGUGGAAAUCAUAGCUACGCUGAAAGAUGGCAGGGAAGUGUGCGUGGAGCCCACGGCGCCCUGGGUCCGGCUCACUGUAAAGGCUCUGCUGGCCAGGGCCAGGGACAAUGUUGAGUCACCAGUCAAAGAAAAGUCAAGGAAGAAUAAACCUUGGAUUUCUGCAAGCAUAUGAAAUGAGAGAAAACACUGCUGCUGAGAAUGCCCUCUCUGCUACAUUACACAGUUGAUUAUUUUUCUUUCCCUGAGAUGGCUGUUGAUCCAUCUCAUUUUCUUUGCUGUCACUCUCUCUAAACUUCUAUCUGUGGUAGAUCAAGGAGUUCAAGGAUAAUGAAAGCAUUCAAGUGUUGUAAGGAUGAAAAUAAACAAGAUGAAAUUAGUUACUCUAAAUAGCCUUACUUAAAGCAAAAACAGAAUGGAUACAAUUAGCAAACACAUGAAUAAACACAUAAUGAGAAAGCACCUGUGCAGCUUUGAAGGAAGUAACCUCUCAUGGGCUUGUUGCAGUUGUUUGCAGGUGAAAACAAGACUGUGGAUGUGGCAGGUCUCUCUUUCUGAAACCCCUUCACAACCAUCACCAAACACUGGAAAUAACAAGGCUAAGGAACAUGUCUUGGAAAUGGAUAAGUAACAGGUGAAUACAUAGAGAUGAAGGGCACAAUGAGAAGAUCAAAUCUCAUUGAUAAAGGAACAUCACCCAUGGAUUCUUACACCACCUUGUGUGAGGUCGUGUUUGGUUUGGCCAGCAGGGACCCCCCCACGGGAUCUGGGAAGGUCAUGUGCUGUGAGCUGAAGUGCUCUGGUGAUGCUAAAUGAGGAUGUGAAAACAAGGCUCAGCUAUAAAGAACUGCAGAAAUACCUUAGGAGAUUCACUGAUUAGGCAACAAACUACCAGGUGAAAUUCCCUGCAGGAAGUAACAAAAGUAAUUGACCUAGGAAAAAAUUACAAAGCUCUUACAGAAGUAAGACAUUCCAGGCUGACCAUAAGAACAUAGGAGAGAGAUCUCAAGAUUAUAUUAGUUGUAUGACAGGAAUAUCAGAUCAGGGAAUGAAGAGGGUUUGGAAGUGACCUUAGCUAAAGGGUAUUUGACUGGGUGCAAGGAAGGUGCAAGCAAGCACAGGCUGACACCUGAACUACCUCCUGUCUCAUCAACACUUCCAAGUCACUCAGAGCCUCGGGGUAAAGACUGGGAGUUCACAGCUUUCAGAAAGGAACAGCUAUAAAUAGGGAGACUGCAUCACCUGUGUGACUUCUAUUUGUUGUGCUGCAGUUUCUACUCACAGACAAAAAGAUGCGGGCAGAGACACAUACAUACAUAUAUACAUGUAUACCAAGAGAAGUUUAGAAGUCAUAUUUCUGAAGAAAAGAACACAUUAUUUAUUUCAAUAUAUCAGAAAAUAUUUGGUCAAUUUUUUUCUCUCAUGUCAGUUCACAGAUUAGUCUGAAUUGGAAGGGACCCAGAAGGAUCAUCAAGUCCUACUCUCAAGUGAAAGGCCAAUAUGGGGAUUGAAGCUGUGACCUUUUUUGUUUUACAAAAGGGUUUUACAACUUAUAUAUUUAUUUUGUGUUGUUUUUCCAGGGUCCAGGGGAAUGCUAACACGGCUAAACAUUAAUGUUAAUAUGUCAAUUUCCAUUGAUUUAUAAUUUCUUUCUACAGUCAAAAAAAAUUUAGUCGUAGUGAUUUGCUUCACCCUGUUUAUGGCUGGCCAUAUAAACCUAAUUUCUGAGGCUGAAAGCACUGAAGUGCAGAUUCUAGCAGCACUCAUGAGACUAGACACGCACGGGUGAGAGUGAUGCAGGACUCAAAAAUGCCAUGGGCGCCCUGUGGGUUCAGUCUUGUGAGCCCCAGGGUGGCAGGUGGUGCUUGAAGUUUGACCCCCCAGCAGCCCCUUCAGCAAAGCAGCUCUGGAGUCAGGUCUGGAUCCAUGAGCUGACUGAACACAUCCACUGCUCCUUCCUGCUGCUGCACCACCAGGUUUUGGUGAGCAGCAAAAUUUGACCUGUCCAGCACCUUGAGAUCCAUUGGAUCAUCAAAUUUACAUGUUACAGCUUUUGUGCCAAACAAAUCUCACUGAUAAGAGUCAGAGAUGAAGGUGUGAUGUGUGUUACUGCCACUGACCACUUCUAAGUUAAUCAAAAGUUGCUGGCACAAACUUCUUAAAACUCACCACAUAUUUCCUCCUGCCACUUCAGGUCUUGCUUGCAUAGUCAGAAAAUGCUUCCAGCCAAUCUGAAGAGAGGCAAAUGCCCAGGUGCUGGUGCCUAACAAUUUUCUAGGUAGACUUAGUAUUACUUCUGUUUAUUCCAGGUAGGUAAAUUUUAUUUGUAGUAUGCAUAUUUGUUAAUAUUUUCUAGUAUUUUAUGUUAACACUACAGAUAAUAUUAAUGCAUCCUGUUCUAAUAUUGCUUGACACCUUAUAUUAAUAUUUUCAAUACAUUUUCAUAUUGAGUUGGAGCAAAUUAAGUAUUUCAUUUAAUCCACAACAAUUUUUUAAGCGGAAGCUUCAAUACAAAAUUGACUCUUUUCAAGCAGAGCUAAAGUAUAUAUAAAAAAUAAAUAUGCAGCAAUAUACAACUGUUUUUAUAAAUACAUAUAUUAAAAGGCAGAUCAACUUAAAAACUGU